This is a messenger RNA of Helianthus annuus (common sunflower), 1992 nucleotides long. RefSeq names its product protein FAR1-RELATED SEQUENCE 5-like. The record is from RefSeq and is a predicted model, not a curated record. Lineage: Eukaryota; Viridiplantae; Streptophyta; Magnoliopsida; Asterales; Asteraceae. Bases 1 to 1992 code for a protein of 663 amino acids. Gene Ontology annotation, molecular function: zinc ion binding. The transcript is spliced from 5 exons. Gene Ontology annotation, biological process: regulation of DNA-templated transcription.
AUGGCCGACCCAGAAAUCGACAAUCUCAAUUCUGACCAAAACAUUGGCGAUAAUAUAUUCGUUACAACAAUGGAUCAUCCAGAGUCGGUUGCUAGCAAUGUUUACGAAACGCCAAAUGGGACUAGGUACUGGACACCCAUUGUCCCCCAUGGAGUCAAACCUUUUUUGAAAGCUAGAUUUACUACGAUUGAACAAGCAGUUGCAAUGUACGAUGAGUACGCACAACUUGCAGGAUUUGGAACCCGUUUGGGUACUUCGAAAAAAGUAAAAAUAGGCAACGAGGUAAUUACGACUCGGCGAUACGUUUUAUGCUCUAGGGCGCCAGUGAAUAAACAUAAACAUAAAGAAACUAACCCUGAUGAUAUUGACUCAACUUCACCAUCGCGUCGUUCCAAUGUUAAAGUUACAGAUUGUAAGGCAUGUGUGAAGUUUCGUCGUAUAAAAAAGUCAACUGAUUAUGAAAUCUAUGGUUUUGUUGAACAACACAACCAUGGGUUUACCUCUCCCGAGAAUCUUGACUUAUCACUAAAGCAAAGAAAGCUUGAUUUUUCUACACAAGAGUUCAUAGCAAAGUGCCGCAAUGCUAAUCUUGGCCCUACCAAAUCCCACAAGGUACAUGUUGCAAUAAAAGGUGGUCACCAUAAUGUUCACAGUACCAUUGUGGACUACAAAAAUUGUGGCCGUGACAUUCGAGAUUUUAUUGGCGAUAGAGACGCGCAAAUGAUAAUUGACAAGUUCAAAGCUCGAAGCGAAAAUAAAGUUAAUUACACUUUCGAUACCCAUAUUGAUGAUAUGGAACUUCAUUUAAUUUUUUGGUGUGAUGGCGUUUCUAAACUAAACUACGAAGCGUUCGGUGAUGUUUUGCCGUUCGACGCAACGUAUCAUACAAAUAUGUACGAUAUGAUUUUUGUGCCUUUCACGGGAGUUGACCAUCAUAAAAAGUGCACAAUAUUUGGGGCUGGGUUGUUACAUAAUGAGACUAUUGAAUCAUACACAUGGCUACUCCAAAAAUUUCUUCAAGCACACAAUGGAAAACAACCACUCUUGAUAUUAACUGAUCAGGAUUGUGCUAUGAAACAAGCUGUCGCCAACGUAUUUGACAAGUCCAUCCACAAACUAUGUAUGUGGCACAUUAUUCAAAAGUUUCCAGCAAAGAUCAAGGGUAACGACAAAAGGAACGCGGAAAUCAAGAAAAAAUUCCACAAACUUGAAUGGAAUGUUUACAUCAAACCAGAAACCUUUGAAAAGAGAUGGCAUUUACUUAUUGCUGAGUACGGUUUGGAAGAGCAUUCUUGGUUGACUGAGAUGUAUUCGAUUCGUGAACAGUGGAUCCCAGGAUAUUUUCGUGAAAUACCUAUGUGUACGUUAAUGAAGACCACUUCUAGGUGCGAAAGCGCUAACCAUUUGUUCAAAUCAAACUCUAGUCCACACAAUACGUUGGUCACGUUUAACAAAGAAGAUCUAUCAGUUACCUGCAAGUGUAUGGGUUUCACCCGAAAUGGAUAUCUAUGUCGUCAUGUGUUCUGCGUACUUGGCCAUCAUAACGUACAUAAGAUUCCAACACAAUAUAUUCACCCAAGAUGGAGGAGAGAUGCUAUUCCUAGCAGUGUGUAUAGCCUUGAGAACAGGUUAUCUAUUGAACAAAGCAGUAGCGGAAGAUUAUGGCGCAACAUAUUAGAUAAUUUGGAAAUGUGUAGAGACAGAGUGAGAGGCAAGAUUGAUAAAUUAGAGGAACUCGAUGCUCAAGUACAGGCAUUAAAAGAUAAGAUCUUUGCAGAAGUUCCAUAUGAUCCGGAAGUUAAUAAGAAGGUUGUCGUCUACCAAGAAAUUCUUUUGCAUGCCAUACCAGAGGAGCUCUCGUGUACUGCACCGAAGAAAAUCCGUAACAAAGGCUGUGGAAAGCAUAAACGACCGGUUGGCUCAAAGGAAAUAGCAAUAAAGAAAUUAAAAAAAAAAAGAGAAGAAAAUGUAGUGUUUGUGGGAAACGGGUAA